Messenger RNA from Zychaea mexicana, 1128 nucleotides. RefSeq names its product actin. The transcript has 5 exons. Lineage: Eukaryota; Fungi; Mucoromycota; Mucoromycetes; Mucorales; Lichtheimiaceae. The record is from RefSeq and is a predicted model, not a curated record. The coding region runs from base 1 to 1128 and encodes 375 amino acids.
AUGGAAGACGAAGUUGCUGCCCUCGUUAUUGACAACGGUUCCGGUAUGUGCAAGGCCGGUUUCGCCGGAGAUGACGCCCCCCGUGCUGUCUUCCCCUCCAUUGUCGGUCGUCCCCGUCACCAGGGCGUCAUGGUUGGUAUGGGUCAGAAGGACUCGUACGUCGGUGAUGAAGCCCAGUCAAAGAGAGGUAUCCUUACCCUGCGCUACCCCAUUGAACACGGUAUCGUCACCAACUGGGACGACAUGGAGAAGAUCUGGCACCACACCUUCUACAACGAACUCCGUGUUGCCCCCGAGGAGCACCCCGUCUUGUUGACCGAAGCUCCCUUGAACCCCAAGUCCAACCGUGAGAAGAUGACCCAGAUCAUGUUUGAGACCUUCAACGCCCCCGCCUUCUACGUUGCCAUCCAGGCCGUCCUGUCAUUGUACGCCUCCGGCCGUACCACCGGUAUCGUAUUGGACUCUGGCGACGGUGUCACCCACACCGUCCCCAUCUACGAAGGUUACGCCCUUCCCCACGCCAUCCUGCGUCUCGACAUGGCCGGUCGUGACUUGACCGACUACCUCAUGCGCAUCUUGGCCGAGCGUGGUCACUCGUUCACCACCACCGCCGAACGCGAAAUUGUCCGUGACAUCAAGGAAAAGCUCUGCUACGUCGCCCUCGACUUUGAGCAGGAGAUGCAGACUGCCGCCCAGUCCUCGGCUUUGGAAAAGUCCUAUGAAUUGCCCGAUGGUCAGGUCAUCACCGUCGGCAACGAGCGCUUCCGUGCCCCCGAAGCCUUGUUCCAGCCUGCCUUGCUCGGCUUGGAAUCUUCCGGUAUCCACGAGACCGCUUACAACUCCAUCAUGAAGUGUGAUGUCGAUAUCCGUAAGGACUUGUACUCCAACAUUGUCAUGUCCGGUGGUACCACCAUGUACCCUGGUAUUGCCGACCGUAUGCAGAAGGAAAUCACCGCCUUGGCCCCAAGCUCCAUGAAGAUCAAGAUCGUCGCUCCUCCAGAGAGAAAGUACUCUGUCUGGAUCGGUGGUUCCAUCUUGGCAUCCCUCAGCACUUUCCAACAGAUGUGGAUCAGCAAGCAAGAGUACGACGAAUCUGGUCCCUCCAUCGUCCACCGCAAGUGCUUCUAA